This is a messenger RNA of Canariomyces notabilis, 2949 nucleotides long. RefSeq lists its product as uncharacterized. The transcript is spliced from 4 exons. NCBI's taxonomy places the organism in Eukaryota, Fungi, Ascomycota, Sordariomycetes, Sordariales, Chaetomiaceae. Bases 1 to 2949 code for a protein of 982 amino acids. The record is from RefSeq and is a predicted model, not a curated record.
AUGCCCGCCGGCCCCAGUGACCGCUACGACUCUCACUCUCACUGCACCAGCUGGAGCAACACCAGAGAUGACUACCACCACCACCGCAACCUCCAGGCCCCACUAGCAACAGCUUCCGCUCCCUGGACGGGUAGCCUUACUAUGAGCAUACCAGGUGGCAGUGGGGAAUUCCAGCGCGAACCGACGUCGAUGCCGCCGCCACAACGCGUAGGCACGGUCAGCAGCGGGGGUGACGUGUUUUCCGUCUCCCCCGCGAGCUCGAUUCACGGGGAGACCGACGACGAUGUUAGGGGUGAGUACUACGGUUAUGGAAGUGUAGAAAGGGGCGGGGGCCUAUCGCCUUCACCGGUCAGGCAGGUCUCGGACCUGGACCACAACAACGGCCGGGAUGCAGCGGCACGGACGGGCUGGCGUGGUCCAGGAGCAGGAGAAGUGCUCGGAUUAAGGGAUGGAGGAGGAGGAGGGGGAGGGAAACCGGGUCUGUGGGACCUGCCCCCGGACCCCAUCGAGAUACCCCUGCCCCCGCCGCAGCACUGGCGCGGAAGCAGGGAGCUGCAGGAACUUACCCAGGCGCGGGUGCGCGAGGCCGUGUCCGGCAGGAGACCCAGCUUGACGUCGUACGGACCGGCUCCGAUGCCGGCCCCGAUCCCGAUUCCGAAUUCGACUGGGACCUCUGCUUCGGUUUCGUUUUCUCCGGUGGCGGCGGCCGCCGCUCCUGUGGCUCCCGUCGUCACAGCCACAUCCCCCACCACAGGUGUGGAAAUCACUCCGUCGUCGGUGCCGUGGCAGAGCAGUUGGCAAGAGGAGCAAACCCCCGUUCCGCCGGCGAGGCCUCCUGGCCUUGGGGUCCGCGUGCGGCGUCACGGUAUGCAGAACAGCAACGGCAGCGGGCCGUUUAUGCACUACGAAGACCUUGAUUACUUUCGUCGGCCGAGCCCCGAGUCGGGGGAGCCGCCCAAGGACGAGUCUCAGGUCGGUGGGGAUACUAUGCCGCGAGAGGAUACUUUCCCUUCCAUAGCGGGGGACGACGUAGGCAGUCCGCAGGCACGAUGGUGGUGGGACCGACAGCGCAGGCGACGAAGAAAAACGACGGACCCAAUCGACACUGGCGAGGGCCUUUUGCGUGGGGGACGCGGUGGAGGGAUGAUGGCCAUCUGGCGGUACUGCGCGCAGUGGACGCAGGAGGUGCUAUGCUCUCUGGUCGGUCUGGCCUGCUUCGGGGCCAUUAUUGCGCUGCUGAAGGUGUACGACGGCCGUGGCCUGCCGGACUGGCCGCUUGCCGUCUCGCUCAACACCGUGGUGGCUUUCCUCACGGCGAUAUGCCAGGUGGCGCUGGCCGUUCCCCUCACGGAGGGUCUCUCCCAGCUGAUGUGGAACUCGUUUGCCCGAGGCGACAAGCCGCUGGGCGACUUUCAGACUUUUCAAAAUGCAAAGCGGGGGCCUGUGGGCUCUGCCGUUCUCCUCUGCAAGAGAAAAGGAAGGUUACUCGGAAUGACUGGGGCCACGACACUGCUGACGGGCUUCCUACUCUCGCCCCUUACGCAAGGAGCCAUAACCUAUCCCACCCGGCAGGUGCAAGGAGGGAGCGGCACCGCAGUCGUCUCCAGGAGCGAGUCCUAUUCCCACCCGGAGCCGUACGCUGUACUGGAUGGGAGCCUCGACACGCGAGAAAAACAGGCCAUCCAGUCAGGCAUCUAUCACGCCGUGGACCAACCAGUUCCCCACCUGCAACCCCUCUGCAGCUCGGGCGACUGCCAAUGGCGCAACUUCAGCUCCCUGGCCGUCUGCGCCGCCGUGGCCGACGUAUCCGACCGGUUGACCGUCUCCGAGGGGACCCUUUCGGCGAACGGUGACAUUGCCGUAGACACCUCCAACGCAUCCCUCCCCAACGGGCUGCACCUGAUCGGUGGCCUGACCACGGGCUGCAACCUGAACAUCUCUUGGCCGCGCAACUCGACCGGCGACGGCGUGGAGCAGGAGAACUUCCUCCCGGCCCGCAUGAGCCUGGCAUUCUCAUCGAACGGGGACGACGGCCGCGUCGCGAGCGCCAUUGCCAAUUUUUUCAUCAUUUACACCAGCCUGAUAGCAGAACGCCCAGCUGGCCCCAACGGAGCGUCUUCGGAUACAAGCACUAGCGUGUUCCAAGCCGUUGAGGUGCUCCUGCACUUCUGCGUCAACACGUACGAGAUCUCAACAGCCCGCGGUGUCUCGAGCAGUCGGGUGGUCCAUUCGUCGUCCCUCACCACCAGCGCGCAGCAGCAGAAACGGCAGCAGCAGGGCGAACCAGCGGUGAUGUUGCGGUCCAGGCAAGACCAAGGCGGAGGAGGUAGUAUUUACUCUGUCAAGCGGGACGACGUGAGGUUGCUGAACGGGUAUAUCCUGUCACUGUUCUCGGGUACGUAUUCCUACUGGUACGGAACCAGGAUAGGGAAUGAGACGCCGACCAGCGGGGCGCUGGGACAGGCUCUGUUCCGGCGGGCGGUGCCAGCAACGGCUGCGAACAAUCCGGAGGAGUACCUGCGAGACGUGGUGAGGAAUAUGACGAAUAAUGUGGCUACUAGCCUAAGUAAUGCGAUCCGCGCCAUGAGCCCGGCGAUGGAAACCGGCGUCGUGCUCGCGCGGGAGACUUAUGUUCACGUCGAAUGGGCUUGGCUCUCCUUCCUGGCGCUUCAGAUGGCCAUGGCUGCCAGCUUCCUGCUCGGAAUCAUGAUACAGACGGCCGUCUGGAAGGUCAAGAUCGUCAAGGACUCGGCCAUGGCCACGCUGCUUGCCCUUCCUCCUGGUGACAGGGCAUACCUGGAAGAGCAGGCGCACCUCUCCGUGGACGGCUCCCGCGGCAGUAACGAACACACGACUGACAUGACUCAGAACCUGCAAGCCGUAACCUGCAGGUUUAGGACCGGCGAGAGAGGUUGGGCUCUGGGGUUGUCUAAGAGGGAAGACGGGUAA